AGCUCUUUUCCGGUCGGCAACAUGACGGCGAAGACGAAACUACCGAGGAAGGACAAGAAAGACAAGGAGAAGAACCCCAUGCGUGAGGUUCGGAUCCGCAAGCUGUGCCUGAACAUUUGUGUCGGUGAAUCUGGAGACAGGCUGACACGAGCUGCCAAGGUGCUCGAACAGCUGACAGGCCAGCAACCUGUGUUCUCCAAGGCUCGCUACACAGUGCGAUCGUUCGGCAUCAGAAGGAAUGAAAAGAUUGCCGUGCACUGCACCGUCCGGGGCCCUAAGGCUGAGGAGAUCCUUGAGAAAGGCCUCAAGGUGCGAGAAUACGAGCUCCGCAAGGACAACUUCUCGGACACCGGCAACUUUGGCUUCGGUAUCCAGGAGCACAUUGACUUGGGUAUCAAGUACGACCCCACCAUCGGCAUCUACGGUCUCGACUUCUACGUAGUGCUGGGCCGGCCAGGCUUCAAUGUUGCCCACAGGCGCCACAAGAAGGGUACCAUCGGUUGCAAGCACCGGCUUUGUAAGGAAGAGGCCAUCAAAUGGUUCCAACAGAAGUACGAUGGCAUCAUCUUGCCUGGAAAGAGCGGCAAAUAAACCUGCUGUUCACAACAUUUGAUCCUUCACAAAUAAAAAAAAACAUCGUGGUG
This is a messenger RNA of Rhipicephalus sanguineus (brown dog tick), 644 nucleotides long. It is a transcript of the gene RpL11, whose product is annotated as 60S ribosomal protein L11. The record is from RefSeq and is a predicted model, not a curated record. The transcript has 5 exons. The coding region runs from base 22 to 591 and encodes 189 amino acids. Gene Ontology annotation, cellular component: ribosome; cytosolic large ribosomal subunit. Gene Ontology annotation, biological process: translation. Lineage: Eukaryota; Metazoa; Arthropoda; Arachnida; Ixodida; Ixodidae. Gene Ontology annotation, molecular function: structural constituent of ribosome; RNA binding.